Messenger RNA from Dentiscutata erythropus, 756 nucleotides. Lineage: Eukaryota; Fungi; Glomeromycota; Glomeromycetes; Diversisporales; Gigasporaceae. The record is from the annotation of a GenBank genome assembly.
AUGAAUUCUAUGGAAUUUGAACUUCUCGAAACAAUCUUAUAUGAUCCACCCGCUGGAUUUUUUUUACUUGAUAAACACUUAUCACGUAUAAAAAAAUCUUCUAUUUAUUUUUCUGAAAAUUACGGAUUUUUUAAAAAAAUUGCAACUCCAAAGUUUAGUAAUUUGAUCGAGACGAAACUAUACCAAUGUGUUGAGAAGUUGGGAGAAAAUGUUAAGCAGAGAGUAAGGUUGACUAUAAACAAAGAUGGAAUACCAACCGUGUCAAGCACUAUUUUACAAUCCUUGACAUCAUCACCAGAACCAUUAAAAAUAGUUUUAGACACAAAGUUUACUCCUUCCGAUAAUAUAUUCCUUUAUCAUAAAACCACCAAUAGGAAGAUAUAUGAUGAUGCUCGUCAACAUGUGCACUUAGAUCUGAUCCCGGGAUCCAACAACAAAGACGAUAUAUUUGACGUAUUAAUGUAUAACGAAAGAAAUGAAAUUACAGAAUGUUCUAUUUCUAAUAUUGCCGUUGAAUUUUUUGAUAAUAAUGGUAAAUUAUUUUGGAAAACCCCGGAAAUUGAAUGUGGAUUACUAUCUGGUGUAAUGAGGUCUUACCUUGUUGAAAGUGGCGAUAUCAUUCCUGGUGUAAUUACUAUCAAAGAGCUAAAGACUGCACAACAGGAAGGAAGAAAAAUCAAAUGUUUUAACUCUGUUAGAAAAGAGUAUCAAGUAGCUUUAAUUAAUUUACAAGAUGCUUAUAGUAUUAUAUAUUAA